AUGAAUAAAAAGGUGUUCAUAGUAAUGUUAAUAAAACUAAUAAAUAGGAAGAGUUUAUGUUACGUUAGUAAUCGACUAAGUACAAAUUUCUGCUUUAAACCGUUAAAAGUACCAAUUUCAACAACACGUAAUUUACAAUUAAAAUCACAAUUUCCCAGUCAGUCGCCACAAGUUACAACUCAAACUAUUGAAGAUAAUUAUGAUAUUGCACCUAAUAUAACCAAUUUACCCGGUGUUAGCAAGGAAAUCUUUGAUAAAUAUGAAGAAAUAAGGACGGAUAAAGUUGAACUGCAAGAAGUGGAUAAUGCCGUUUUGAAGAAAAAUUUAAGCCUAAAGUUAUACUGUAACUUGGUUAAGUAUGCAAAGGAGUUAAAUACGAUUUUUACCAGGUCAACAUUCAUAGGAUGCACAUUACUUGAGCACCAAAGUAAAAGUCCAGACUCCUCUAAUGGUGAGGAUACUGAGGAAAAGGGUGUAGAUAAGUGUAUUUUACAUUUUAGAGGAUAUGAGCGAGGAGAAUUACUGUGUCUGUGUUUUAGUCCCAAGUUUUUUCCAUUAAUCCCUACACCAUCAGCACCUUACAGAAGCUUUACUGAACGCAGUUUGGAGUAUUUUGAACACGUGUUAUCAGGCUUAACAGGGCUGAGACUAAGUAAAAUACACACGCCCUACAAUUUUAGGAAUGUUGUUUCAAUGGAUUUCGCAGAUGCAGUUGACUCUGAGAAGGUUAUGUACAACUUAAUUGUAGUAUCUGACAGAACAAACAAGUUACUCUUGGUUGAUAGCUCUGAUGGGACUGUUUUGGCGUCUUCAGAAACACUAACUGACCCAAAGAAGAAUACUGAGGGUAAUAAUAACGGUGAUGUGGGUAAAACCUUUAGUUUGCCAGUGAUAAAUAAGAAGACACCCAGGCUUGAUGAGACCUUUGAAGAGUUCAGGUUAAAUUUUAAAAAUUUGAACAAUAUGUCCAUUACCAAGGCAAUUUUAAAUGUUUACGAAGGGAUUGACUACAAUUUCGUAACAUCACUUUGUUCUAAGCUUUCAAUUGACCCAACACUUUACUUUUACAAAAUACCAGACUUAAACUUAUUCCACACUGAAUUUAUCAACAAAAUACGUGAAAUAAUUGAUAAUAAGGGGGAAUAUGUUGAUAUGAUUGGAACGAUAUAUAAUAUAUAUGGAGGGACAAGUCCAGUGUACAGACUUAAUAGAUUACUGGAGAAAACAACUAAGUUGUCGGUGGAGUUUAGGGAGAAACUAGAAAAAAUCGCAAAACAAUGUGAGGAUGACGAGAAUUACGAGAAACUCACCUCUGUCAAUGAAAAAAUCGAAAACAUUUCUGAUUAUCAAAACGCCAUCAAAGACAUUAAACUCUCCAACGAUGUGAAGAAUUUAUCCAAUUUGGAAGACUUUCAUGACCAACUACUAAUGAUAAAUGACUUGAAGACAUACAAGAUGUUAAAAAAGAAGAAGAAAGUUGAGAAGGUGAAGGUGUUAAAGGUUACCACUAAGACUAAGAAGGUUGGGAAAAUAUUACACGUUCCCGUGAAUGAAAAGGACGACUCUCCUAUGAUGAUUGUCGGGAGGAAUGCGAAACAGAAUGAGGUGAUAACACAUGACAUGAGGGAGAAAGGCGAUCUUUGGCUCCACACCAAGGACUGUCCUGGGUCUCAUGUAAUCCUCAGAAACUUUAAAAAUGAUAAUCAUUCAGUCCAAAUCGCAGCUGAUGUGGCGUCAUUCUACUCUAAGUACAAGCAGUUUGAAAAUGUCCAGGUCAUUGUGGCAGAUAUCGACAAGGUUAAGAAGGAGAAAAACUCUCAAAUCGGAGCAGUAACUGUUCAAGAGUUUAAAACUAUAACUGGAGAUCCCAAACGCGGAGCUCUCUUCAUUAAACAACAUAAACUUAAAUCUGCUUAGUAUUA
Molecule: messenger RNA, 1922 nt
Organism: Theileria parva strain Muguga
Lineage: Eukaryota; Apicomplexa; Aconoidasida; Piroplasmida; Theileriidae
Gene: yloA
Exons: 3
Coding region: 1-1917 (638 amino acids)
Biological process (GO): rescue of stalled cytosolic ribosome
Cellular component (GO): RQC complex
Molecular function (GO): tRNA binding; ribosomal large subunit binding
Source: RefSeq, a predicted model, not a curated record